Messenger RNA from Vespula vulgaris, 2458 nucleotides. RefSeq names its product rab11 family-interacting protein 2 (gene Rip11). Gene Ontology annotation, cellular component: intracellular membrane-bounded organelle. The coding region runs from base 120 to 1793 and encodes 557 amino acids. Gene Ontology annotation, biological process: regulated exocytosis. Gene Ontology annotation, molecular function: small GTPase binding. The record is from RefSeq and is a predicted model, not a curated record. Lineage: Eukaryota; Metazoa; Arthropoda; Insecta; Hymenoptera; Vespidae. The transcript is spliced from 6 exons.
AUAAGGAGCGCAACGGACGUUUCUGUCGGACAGAAUCUCCUCGUUUCGCUGCGUCCUCCGAAUCGACGUAAUCGGACGAAUGACGCGUCAGCGCGAUCGAGUUUCCCGCAGAGUAACUAAUGCGCGUUCGCGCUUUGACGACUAAUUUUAUCCGUCUCGUUGAACUUGACUAUCGCAUCGUUGACCCAGAUAUAACGUCGAGCUCGACUUUUGAGGUUAAGCGUUUUUCGUUUGGCUUAGAGACCAACGACUGCUUCGUGACGAUUGCCCUCGGCAAGGAAAAGUACCAGACCUCGGUGAAAGAGAAGGCCUCCAAGGACGUGGAAUGGCACGAGGAAUGCGAACUGGCCAUACCAGAACAGGGAAACACCGCGGAAAUCGUCCUCACGGCAUUGCACCGUAAUUUCCUCGGCGUCGACGAAUUUCUCGGCACCGUUAGCAUUCCCUUGGCGAGUUUCGACGUUUACGAGAGACCCAAGAAUAGAUGGUACGCGUUGUGCAGCAAGCCGGGCAAAGAGAACACGAAGGACAGGGGCGAGCUCGAAGUGAGGAUCGGCUUUAUAGUCAAGGCUGGAAGUUUGACCGAUCUCACGAGGAAGGAGCGACACAAAAGUUCCCUCGGACAACUGUCGACCGCCGCCCAGUCCAUCGGGGGUAGCUUGUUGAGCAUAGGCAGCAUCGAGAAGCGAAAGGGAUUGAAAAAAUUGGCCAAGUCCAUAGGCAAUCGCGUCAAGGGAAAGAGCAAAAACAAAUUGAACAAAGAGAAUUUGGACGAAAGAGAGGAAGAGUACGGAUUUCGAGCGACCAGCCAAGAACCCGGGGAAGCCGAUCCUGGCGUGAUCAGCGAAGACGAGGACGAAUUUACGUUCGACGAUCUGUCCCACAAGAGUUCAGCCUCGUCCUUGAAUGCGCCGGUUGCUACCGUCAACGGUACGAAAAAGAGCAACAGCGUGACGUCGGUCGCAUCCGCUGCCUCCUUCGGUCGCAACAAUGUCGGUCACGAGGUACAACAAACGGCACCGAACGCGGCCAACGUGGCCCCCAACAAGCCGCCGCGUUUCGCCACGAGUUCCUCGACCUCGUCCCUGUCCAAAAUCGACGAUCAAAAGGAGGACGAGUGGGGCCUGAAGCUUUACGGGAAACAGUCCAACGCUCCCAAGAGAUGGGAAAGUACCAAGCUGAAUAAUCCAAAGAUUCUGAUAGACGAGCCGAAGGACGAUCGAUCGGAUCUCUCGCCGACGCACUCGCCGUCGCCGUCGUCUAGGUUUAAAGACGCUUCGGAACCUCCGAGCCCGGCUCCUCGAGAAAUUAUUCAACAUAGGAGCAACAAAGAGGAGAAGUCCUCUCUGAUCAAAGAUAAAUUUUCCAGGGAGGAUAAAUCGAAGGAUAAGAGGGAGGAGAAAUUUGUCACGCGGAGUCCGAGGGAGGAGAAGAACGCGAAGAAGGACAAGAAGAAGGAUAAGGAGAACAAAAUCAAAGAGAUCAACGAGGAGAAUCGGCCUUCCUCCUCGGAAAGAAUCAUCAUAGGGGGAGAGGACGCGUUCAAGGGCGAACAUUUAACGAAACAUCGACUGUCCCAUGAAAUUCUUUCUCAAUUUGACGGAAAAUCUAGAGAAGAUUUGAUAGAACUGACGCUACAGCUUCAAGCAGAAGUAGCGGACAAAAAGAAACGUAUGGUCGAUCUGGAAGAUUACAUCGAUUCGUUGUUGUUGCGUGUCAUCGAGUGUUCGCCGCGUUUACUACAGAAUCCAUUUCAAACGCAAAGGCGCUUAUCGUCUCCUGGACAUCAAUGAAACUCCACGCGUGUUCUUCCAAUCGAACUGAUAUAUUAUCUCCGUUAAAUAAUGUCAUUUUAUUCCCAAUGCGAGGCGUCUUAUUAUAUAUCUCGUUCGAUCAUUCGACGUUAGAACGUUUGUGCUUUUAACUUAUUCCUCGUGAUAAUCAUUUAGCGUAUAGUUCCUUUUUCUUUCCCUUUAAUAAUUUGCACAAAUUUAUGCAUCGUUAAGUUUUAACAGUGUAAAACUGGAAAUGUCAUUGCUUCCCUGUUACUUUGCCGUUGAUAUCGUGCACUUAGUAGCAUCCAAGCAUGUUUCGAGCAUUUUCCUGUCUUCCCAGUAUAACGGAACACGAAUCCAUCGAAGAAAUAAAAUUCGCGUCUUUUCUUACCGCGUACGUCCGUCCAAAUUAGCUUACCGGAUGAAAUGCCAAUAUCUGUAAUAGGGGGUCUUUAUAUUCCAAAUACGUUAUAUGAAAAUGAUAAUGAUAAAAGAAAGAGACCAAAAUUUUAACUAUUUUUACGUGUACAGAAAAUUGAAUAAAACUAAAUAUACUUGUGCCUUAUGUAUAUCCAAAAGAUCUAAUACGUAAAAGUUUAGAUAUAGUUAUUUAACCGAUCGUUUAUCGUAGCUGCGUGAAAACCUGAAAUAUUGUUACAAUAAAAAAGAAACAUUUAUACGAA